This is a messenger RNA of Archocentrus centrarchus (flier cichlid), 2036 nucleotides long. RefSeq names its product GTP binding protein overexpressed in skeletal muscle (gene gem). Gene Ontology annotation, biological process: negative regulation of high voltage-gated calcium channel activity. Gene Ontology annotation, molecular function: calcium channel regulator activity; GTP binding; GTPase activity. Gene Ontology annotation, cellular component: plasma membrane. Bases 454 to 1374 code for a protein of 306 amino acids. NCBI's taxonomy places the organism in Eukaryota, Metazoa, Chordata, Actinopteri, Cichliformes, Cichlidae. The record is from RefSeq and is a predicted model, not a curated record. The transcript has 4 exons.
UGGAGAUUACUGAGUGAUGAGGCUGCAGACACAUCAAGAAGGUACCAGCUGUAAAUGUCGCUCCGGGAUUUACCCAGCAAAUGUUUUUGCGAUGCACGAAUUAAACUUUGCUUUUAGUUCGGGAUUCAAGUCUGAAGUCGGUCUGUCGCAGAAACAGUUUUAAACAGCAUUUUGAGGUUGUAGGUACUGAGUUACUGCUGUAGAAAUCAAAGGGCGGGGGGGGCUUCUAAUAAUUUGAGACUAAGUUUGGGCACCUUUUUAAUUCAGAUAAUCUCUGAAAAACAAGACAUUUUUGAUUCAUCUGAAGUGGAUAAAAAGUUAUUAAAAAGGUCCUUUAAGAAGUAAGAAGGCUGUUUUCCUGCGGUGAAAAGGGGGUUAGAACGGUGCUUUGAAAAAGCGUUUAAUCCCACCGCUGUCUAUAAUCCAGUCCAUCUUAAUUUUGUCACGGGCACCAUGUUGUCCAGUGUGCGCCGUCACAGCCUCCGCUUGCAGAGCGAGCUCCACCGGUGGAGCAUCUGCGACUCCGGCAGCCACCUGCUCUCGGACAGCCUCCUGGCGAGGGUCCCCACUUGCAUCUCCCGCUCCAAAUCCUGCGCCAGCUCCGCCGGGGAGUCAGACGGGAGCAGAGGGAGCUGGUCCUCCUCGGACUCGGUCAUCUCCACCGACUCCGCCGGGGAGCCCGCGGAACCCGAGAGACCGUACCGCGUGGUGCUGCUGGGGGCCAGCGGGGUCGGUAAGACGGCUUUCGCCAGCAUCUUCGCUGGUGCAGCGGACAGCAUGGACAGCGAUGACUGCGAGCUGUGUGGAGAUGAACUGUCUGAAAAGGAAAUUGAAGUGGAUGGAGAGCCCGCCACUAUAACUCUGCUUGACACAUGGGAUACUGAGACUGACAACGAAUGUGUGUAUGAGCGCUACAUGCAGACUGGGGAUGCCUACCUGUUGCUGUACUCUAUAACUGACCGAGCUUCCUUCCUGAGAGCUUCUGAGCUCCGGAUAACCCUGCGUCGCUUCCGCCCUGCCCACCACACACCAAUCAUCCUCGUGGGGAACAAGUGUGACCUGGUGAGGCGCAGAGAGGUGUCAGUGAGUGAGGGUCGUGCUUGCGCCGCUGUGUUUGACUGCAAGUUCAUUGAGACCUCAGCCGCCAUGCAGCACAAUGUCUGGGAGGCUUUCUACGGUAUAGUGCGACAGCUGCGUCUACGACGGGACUCCAAAGAAGCCAACAAACGCCGCAGGCACAGAAGCUGUGCUACACGCCGCGAGAGCCUCCCUAUGAAGGCCAAACGUUUCCUUGACAAGGUGGUGGCAAAGAACAACCCCAGUGUGGCGUUCUGGCUAAAAUCCAAGUCCUGCCACGAUCUCUCUGUGCUGUAGGAGCCUGACAGAUGAAGCCAAAUCUUCAUCAAAUCUUUGAGCAGGUGAACAAGUUACAAGGUGGAGGAUAAGCCCUCUUCUGAGGUGGCUAAAAAAAGUUGGAUGGUUCACACGCAGUCCUCACUGUGUUCACAUCCACCCUCCACACAGCCAGGCUGGUGUAAAGGACGGUGUUAGAAACAUGUUGCAGUCCAGAGUUGACUGAGUGAACUGGGCUUAAAUUGUCUGCCUUUGAAAUGGACAGUCAGACGAUGAUGUGAUGUUAGAGCGGUCGAGUCCGUGUAGCAGAAAUGUUUAAGAGGUUAGAGACCAGCUGAUGGAAAUAGAGAAAAGGAAGUGAUUUUUCUUUUAUUUGUGUUUUGAACAAAUACAUUUUAAUAGCUUUUUCUCUCCUUUCUUCUCUUUUUCCUGAUCACUUUGCUCCGAAUCUUGCCAAAUUUUGACUGUUGAUCCCUAAGUGCUUUGAUUUGUAAGCUACUUUGGGCACUUAAUGUCUUUGAUAAUGUGUAUGAUGAUCUUUUAACAGUUACUUUAUUUAUAUGUGUUGUAUUUUGUACUUGUUGAACAUAAAAACCAGAUUGAUAAUGUUUUUUGGGUUUUUUUUGUUGCUACUUUUCUGUUGUUUUAAGUGCUGCUUGAUGAAAUAAAGUGACAUAACAGUG